Molecule: messenger RNA, 895 nt
Organism: Dendrobium catenatum
Lineage: Eukaryota; Viridiplantae; Streptophyta; Magnoliopsida; Asparagales; Orchidaceae
Exons: 3
Coding region: 128-640 (170 amino acids)
Source: RefSeq, a predicted model, not a curated record
CAUUUCUACACAGAGGUAAAACGCACGUGCUUUCCCUCUCUUAUAACUCGCAAGGCCUCUGCUCCUCCUCCUCCUCCCCAUUCUGCUCUCCUCCAUUUGUAUAUCUUCGCACAAAACCAUUCCAGCAAUGGGAAAUUGCCAAGCGGCGGAAGCAGCUGCAGUCCUGCUACAACACCCAAGUGGCCCUUCCGAGAAAUUCUACCACUCGCUAAGCGCCAGCAACGUCAUGGCCUCUAAUCCCGGCCACUAUGUCGCCGUCAUCAUCACCUCACGGUCUAACCCCAACUCCUCCGGCUCUGCCUCCGCCGCUCCGGUGAAGUACCUCAAGCUUCUCCGCCCCGACGAUACCCUCCAUGUCGGAUACAUCUAUCGUCUAAUUAGCUUCCAAGAAGUUCUCAGUGUAUUUAAGUCGAAGAAGAAAGUGAGGCUUAGCAAAUUGAUUGUUGGCUGCAAGGACAAGAGGAAGAGCUGCGAGAGUAGAGGAGGCGGAGAUCGAGCGGCUGAGUCCAGCGAUAGCUCGCCGCCGGCGACGGCGGCGGAGGACGACGGACGGCAGUGCGGAGUAGGGACAGUUUCGCUCUUGAGGCCUUCGCACUGGCGGCCAGCAUUGGAGAGCAUCACGGAGGUUGAAGGGAGCUGAGCCCGCCGGCGGUGCGGUGAAUUUAAUCACUGUUGAUCACAGGAAAGUUACUGAAAGAUUUAUAUGUCUUCAUUAAUAGAAUGAGAGAGAAUUAUUUAUUCGAGUAUUGGGAUGGGAAAGCAUCAAUGCUUAAUCCGAAGUAGUUAAGCGUCCACUUCGAAUUAGUUGGCAUGUUAUGAUUUUGUUUGGAAAAAUCUGUUUAUUGAAAGGGAUUUUAAGAGUAUUUUAAUUAGGAGUAAGUAUGGAUGUUUGUCU